CAAAAAAUGUUCAAAUUUGUGUCGUUUCUCUUUUUGUCUCACGUGAGCGCCGCUCAUCCACGUGGCCACUUGCAAACGCUUGGUUCUCAUCAGCCAUCAGAAGGACACAUUGACGUAUUGGACGGAUCCAAUGAGUUGCCACGCCCACGCGACUUCUACUAUCAGUAUGUGCUGCCACAGCGACCAGUUGUGAUCAGACAUGCUAUCAUGUCCACUCCACCACUCACAACAUGGACUGAUAAAUAUCUAUCAGAGCAAUACGGGGAUGUAGAAAUUGGUAUUGAAACUCUUAAGAAAGAAGAUCGCAACCAACCUGGUAAAGUAAUUACUUUACGAGAAUUUUUGCAGAAAUAUCAGAGUGAAGAGAUCUACAUGGUUGAUAGUUUGCCCAAGCAGUUGCAGAAGGAAUGGAUGGUUCCUCGAUUUUUGCUUUGUGGUGGAUACACGGAGAACAUUCAUACACUAUACACCUGGCUAAGCAGCGGUGGAACGUCAUCAGUCCUACAUGUUGAUAUGUUUGAGAAUUUGCAUUGCGUCGUCCAUGGAUCCAAGAAAUUUGUCAUCAUUGACCAUCAAUAUCUCGAAAGCAUUAGAAUGGACAACAAAGAGAGUGGCUACUUUGAAAUGGAUGUUGACAGAGUUGAUCUCGAGAAAUUUCCCGGUCUAGUGGGUGUGCCAUGGUAUGAGGCUACAGUAUACAGAGGUGACUGUCUCUACUUGCCUUUCAUGUGGCUUCAUCAGGUUCGAUCAUAUGCUGGUGACGAAAACAAAAACAUGGCUGUCAAUCUGUGGUGGCAUCCUUUCAAAUUUAAUGAAAGCGAUUGCAUCAAGCGACCCAAUAUUCCACAGUUUCUCAGUUUUGAUCACUUUACCCCACGGCCGGCUCUUUCAAUAAAGACUAUACUCAAACAAACAGCUCAAACCGAUGGAUACAUUUACCUCUCAGAUUUUAAGGAUUUGGUCAAAGAGCGAAUGAGCAACUUACCAGAGGAAGUCGUAAAUCAGCUAUUUCAAUACGUUGACGUUGGCAAUGAAGGUCGUGCAUCUGCAGAAUACCUCGACACACUGAACUACAGCGUCUUCGAACAAAUGAUGCAAAUAGUGACUGAAAGCGAACAGAACAGUAUGAACGACGAAAACACAGACGAAACCACCGACAUCGAUGACGAACAUCCGGACACACAGAAAGACGAAUUGUGA
Corticium candelabrum is the source of this 1200-nucleotide messenger RNA. RefSeq names its product bifunctional peptidase and arginyl-hydroxylase JMJD5-like. Gene Ontology annotation, molecular function: 2-oxoglutarate-dependent dioxygenase activity. The record is from RefSeq and is a predicted model, not a curated record. NCBI's taxonomy places the organism in Eukaryota, Metazoa, Porifera, Homoscleromorpha, Homosclerophorida, Plakinidae. The coding region runs from base 7 to 1200 and encodes 397 amino acids. The transcript is spliced from 10 exons.